Molecule: messenger RNA, 1993 nt
Organism: Nicotiana attenuata
Lineage: Eukaryota; Viridiplantae; Streptophyta; Magnoliopsida; Solanales; Solanaceae
Product: transcription factor E2FB-like
Exons: 14
Coding region: 305-1627 (440 amino acids)
Biological process (GO): regulation of transcription by RNA polymerase II
Cellular component (GO): RNA polymerase II transcription regulator complex
Molecular function (GO): RNA polymerase II cis-regulatory region sequence-specific DNA binding; protein dimerization activity; DNA-binding transcription factor activity, RNA polymerase II-specific
Source: RefSeq, a predicted model, not a curated record
GAACCUAUUUUGUUUCUUUCUUCCCUUUCCUUUCCCUCGUUUUCUCCCCUUUCUCUCUCUUCCCGCUUUUUCUAUUCUCAGAUCUCAUCUUCUUCCUCUCCUCUCCUCAAUUCCCCUUCUUCUCAAUUCCUUCCAUUUCCUUUUUCUCUAAAUUCCUCUCCUUCAAUUUCCUCUGAAAACCCCCCUAAACCAUAGCCACAAGGGCUUCCAAUUCAAUUUGAUUGUUGAAUUGAAAAUCAAAACGAUUAAAAACUUUGGGAAUUUUGUCAGCUGGGGUUUGCUUCAAAAAGAAGAGUAGCAGAUCAUGCAGCAGCCACAUCAUCAACAGCGUGAGCUCCCAUUCACGUCGAGUAAACCGCCGCUUGGAGAUUACCACCGCUUCUCUACUGACCCACUUCAACAGCCUGAAGCCAUCCUUGUUAAGUCUACUCCACUGAAACGGAAGAGUGAAACAGCAAACUACAAACAGGGAGUUGGUGCACAGAUAACAGAUUCUGGAUAUGCUGACGUGAGUAGUCCAAUGCAGACACCAAUCUCAGGGAAAGUUGGAAAGGCACAGAAAGUUCCUAGGACAUCAAAGGCCAGAUCUGCUUCUCAAGCUGCUACCUCAAAUUUAGGAUCCCCUUCAGGAAAUAAUGCUACUCCAGUUGGUCCUUGCCGCUACGACAGCUCCUUGGGUCUCUUAACGAAGAAGUUCAUUAACCUGAUCAAACAUGCAGAAGAUGGCGUUCUAGAUCUAAACAAAGCUGCUGAUACAUUAGAGGUGCAGAAAAGGCGUAUAUAUGACAUCACAAAUGUCCUGGAAGGCAUUGGUCUGAUUGAGAAGAAACUCAAAAACAGGAUCCAGUGGAAGGGUUUAGAUGUCUCAAGACCAGGGGAAGUUGAUGAUAGUGUUACAAGUUUACAGGCAGAAGUAGAAAAUAUGACUAUUGAAGAACGUAGAUUAGAUGAACAGACAAGAGAAAUGCAAGAAAGGUUGACUGACCUGUGUGAAGAUGAAAACAAUCAAAGAUGGCUUCUCGUUACUGAAGAUGAUAUAAAGAGCUUACCUUGUCUUCAGAAUGAAACACUGAUAGCUAUUAAAGCUCCACAUGGCACCACUUUAGAAGUCCCAGAUCCUGAUGAGGCUGUUGAUUAUCCACAAAGGAGAUACAGAAUUGUGCUUCGCAGCACUAUGGGACCAAUUGACGUUUACCUUGUCAGUCAAUUCGAGGAAAAGUUUGAAGAGAUAAAUGCUGUCGAGGCACCAUCAGCCAUGCCUUCAACAUCAGAUUUCAAUGAGAAUGAAACUGCAACAUUGCCUACUGAGGAGGAGAGUGGAGGAGUUGAUGGCAGAAUAGACGAAAAAGAAAAUCAAAGUGUGUGCGCAGAUGUUGGUACUUCGCAGGACUUUGCAAGUGGAAUCAUGAAGAUUGUUUCAGAUGUUGAUAAUGAAGAAGAUUACUGGCUUUUGUCAGAUGCUGAUGUUAGCAUCACUGACAUCUGGAGGGCAGACUCUGUUCUUGACUGGAACGAGUUGAACGUAAUUCAUGAGGAUUAUUCAAUUGCUAACGUCAGUACUCCACGUGCCCAAACUCCCCCACCCAGUACCACUGAACUGCCUUCUGCAAAUACAACUGGGAGCUGAGGAGUAUUUUCCUGGCAUCAGUACUGUGGAUGCUCAGGCGAUGCUUGUUCUCGGUAUAAUAGAAGUUCUACAUUUGAUUAAAAUCCUCUGUAUAGAUUCUGAAUGACCUAAAGGAAACAGCAAGUGCAUCCGGGAGCUUUUCCCUAACUGCUCGAUCAGGAAGUUGGCAUUUGAGACCCAAGAAAUAGGCUUCAUUGUACAGUUAAUAUAUAUACUUGAAUUGUACUGGUAAUGGCAAUAAUCAGAUGGUUAAACUGCUGUCUAAAUUUCACUGUGUAUUAUCAAAUUUUUCUUAGCUUUGAAAUUCUUGAUAAGAAGGUUUAUUGUCAUAUAUUGAUGUUGAUCAACUUGGAAAAAUUUGAUUUA